Micropterus salmoides (largemouth bass) is the source of this 3493-nucleotide messenger RNA. RefSeq names its product homeobox C5a (gene hoxc5a). The record is from RefSeq and is a predicted model, not a curated record. Gene Ontology annotation, molecular function: RNA polymerase II cis-regulatory region sequence-specific DNA binding; DNA-binding transcription factor activity, RNA polymerase II-specific. Bases 135 to 809 code for a protein of 224 amino acids. Gene Ontology annotation, cellular component: nucleus. Gene Ontology annotation, biological process: regulation of transcription by RNA polymerase II; anterior/posterior pattern specification. The transcript is spliced from 2 exons. NCBI's taxonomy places the organism in Eukaryota, Metazoa, Chordata, Actinopteri, Centrarchiformes, Centrarchidae.
AGGGCAGACAGCUCUGAAUUUUCCAAAAGCGGCUACAAAGAAAAGCAAUGAUCAACAAAAACAAGGAAAUAACCGCAACAUACAUCCCGCAGCCCUCACUAGUUUAAAAAAGAAAGUAUCGGUGAUAGUUCAAAAUGAGCUCUUAUGUUGACAGCUCCAAUCUCAGGCAAACAAGCGAGACAACUCCUAACACUAUGUUUAGUUUCGAUCUAUCUGGGCGCAGGUCCAGCCGCUAUGAGGGUGUUAAUGUGAACGGGAUAUUCACUUGUCCCGUCCCCACGACCUCUGUUGAACGGGAGGAGAUGAAAACUAGCCUGCGUGGCAACACGGAUACUCCUCUCCCGUCAGGACCACAGAUAACCAUGGUCUCCAGUAGCUCGUCCGUGGACGCAAGCGGACUUCACUACGGCAGUAGUACGCUGCUGGGACUAGGGGCAGACAGAGACCCGGAGAGGAGCGCGAAAUCCGGCGGCCAGGAGAGCGAGAGAAACGCGGAGAACACGCAGGCGGUGAAACGAAACACAAAAGUCAACCAGCGUCAGGACAGUGAGCAGCGGCCACAGAUUUACCCAUGGAUGACAAAACUGCACAUGAACCACGAAUCGGAGGGUAAGCGGUCCAGGACCAGUUACACCCGCUACCAGACUCUGGAGCUGGAGAAAGAGUUUCACUUCAACCGGUACCUGAGCCGCCGCAGGCGCGUAGAGAUCGCCCACACCCUGUGUCUAAACGAGAGGCAGAUCAAAAUCUGGUUCCAGAACAGACGAAUGAAGUGGAAGAAGGACUCAAAGAUCAAAGUGAAGGAAUAAAAGUGCACCAGUGAGAACGGGGUGCAUGCAGCACGUUUUCAGCCCCACACUGCACAGUGCUGGAGUGCCGCCUGACCUCCGGAUGAACUGCUAGGAGCAAUGACAUCAUGACACCGCUCUGUGUGCUUCAUCACCAAUUAUGUGUCACUUGCUGCAGUUUGGGACCUAAUGUAUUGAAUAUCACUCACUUUGAUCAAUCGGUUUACAUUUCUAAAUUAAUUUGCUGGCCAUGCGAUGAUAACCUCACUUUACUGCACGAAGGGGACAAGAGGUUGAGGAGAGCUGAGUCCUUCACGCUGCAGAGAUUUUGGUCUGCAGUGCACUGAAAGGCUGCACAACGCUACUUAUAAUCUAUGUUUGUUUUUUUUUAAUUUGGAUCAAAGUAGUGGAGGCUGAGUGACAGCCUGCAUCACAUCAAACUCUACAUCAUCACCAUCAUGUGAUAAAACUUUUAAGAUCAACGAAUCAAAUAAAGACAAAAAUAUUUCUGACUGCUGUGGAAAUCAUUUGAUUAUGACCGUUAAAUCGUUUUCCACCUCUUUCCCUUUCAUUUCUCUAAUAUGUUGCAGUGCGAAUAAAUUAGGACGUUGGUGGGAUGUGUGAUGUGUUCAGUGAGCUAAUAUCUUUGUGAGUGGAUUUUUCUGUCAAGGCAUCGUCCAUGUUGUCUGUCAUAUCUCUGUGAAUCUAAAUCCUUAUAUACAAUUCAGCGACUGUAUGUGAUAUUAAUGUGAUAAUGCAAUGAGGCCAUUUCUCUUCGUAAACCUAAGGUGCCUGGUUUACACAAGGCCUAGGAUAGCUGAUAGGUGGCUUAUUGUUGAUUGUAACCAAUAAAGUCUCAUCAUUAAAAGUAAGGAAAUUUCCUAAUGUCAGUAUGCACACUUCUGUUAUUAUGUAUCUGAUGUCAGGGUUUGGUAGCAGAAUCACUAGUAUAUUUAAUUUUAUUUCUGUGAUAAAAGUCAACUGAAUUAAACUACUAUAGAAACUGUUAUUUAAAAAAAAUACAUUCCCUCCUUUUCCUUUUGUUUUCUCCUACUGAUCACGUUUUGUUUCAGUCUGGCUCACAAUCCACAUCAUUUCAGUGACUGACAAACGCGCACUGAAGUUUAAGGCCCUCAUAAAACUUUAUUGCCCCCUUUUUCACUCCACCAAAGGCAGACUCCGUUUCCUGUUUUGUCAGGGAAGGAAGGGACACACUAGCCUGUGAUAACACUCGCCCACAUCACAACGUGGAUGCAAAACGUUGGUUUCCUGUGGCCGCAGACUGGCGCGCCAUCACUGUCCGGGCCAUAUGGCAACUUUAUGAUAUCGCCCUGCUCUUUAAUCCUGCAAUCAUUACAUUGUAGUUAAAACAACACUAUCUGCUCGUAUAGAGGACAUAAAAGCAUGCCACUUGUUCUGUGUCUGCAUUCAGCAGCAGCUUUUGUAGAAGUAGUAGUGUGACGCAGUAGGUACAGCCUAAGGUUAUGAGGUAGGCUAAUUCCUCUAUAGCAAUACGUGACACUACAUAAAGAAAAUAAAAAUCAACUCACCUCUCAAACUUAUAGCUUCCUAUUCAACUUCCUUAACAGCUAUGAGAACCGGUCAGUGCAGCGUCCACUUUCUGUGCGCUCUGUUAGGCCUAACCUAUAUGUGGACAAUGUAUUGAAUCCCUUUUUGUAUGUCUUUCUUUUAGGGUAUUUUAAAGUUUACAAGGUUACAUAUGCCAAUUGCCCCAAGCAGGGCCUGUGAAUGGUGCAUAGGAAGCACGUGGUGUCAUUUAAGUGGGUUUUAUGGCCUGGAAGAGCUGACAAACCUUCGAUAUAUACACAUCAUAUAUAAUCUUAACUGUCCGGAAUCGCAGCUGCUGACUUCCCCUUAUCUGAGGAAGAAAGGGCUUUGUGGCAGUGAGGAUGCAGUACCUUUCUCCGGACUGUGUAGACGGCUGGUGCGGAGAACUGAGAGCUGCUGCAGUAAGUUGCUUUUAACUUUGCCUACAGGCCUGCGACUGUGCCGUUAUUUCACCUUGAAGAAAUAUUGUUUGUGUUUUAUAUUAUGUGUGACUUUGAAUGUAUGGUUGUUGAAUUGUCAACUUCAAAAUGGAUGCUAUUAAUUGACAGUGAGUAUGCAUUUUCUAAUUAUAGAACAUGCUUUUUUUUAAAAGCUUGUGAAAAUAUUCGUUUUGAGAUAUUUAAAGUGAGAUUUGGUGUUGCGUAUUUACUCCAACAGAAACGGGAUUAUACGGAAAUGCUGCUCAUGGUGAUUGGGUUGUCAUAAGGAUUAUUUUCCCGCAGCAUCAUCCUUUUUUUUGUAUCAGAUUUUGGUUUUAGGAAAUAAAAGUAAAAAGCGGAUGUUUUAAUGCCUCUCAACAAAUUUUGUGACGUCGUGGCAGUCAGUUUGCUUUGCAUGUUAUUGCUGUCAGUAAAGAGAAUGAGAAAAUAUUUGAAAGAAAGGUGACUGUGAGAAAAAUGAAAAGUCUGCCAGAACGAUCAAAAAUCCACUGGCGUCCAGCCUCACCAUCUACCCCACCCUCUUUCUCUCUCUCUCCCUGUCAUAACCAUGCUGACUCUCUCUGACCUGUAUGUAAUUUGUGAAGUAAGUAAGUGUAUUUGGUUUAAUUCUUUGUAAAGUCUGAUAUUUUGGUUCAGUGUGCAAAUUUAAGAGGAUGUGUAACUGAAGGAAUGUGUUGAAAAUAAAAUGUGACUUUU